AUGCCUGUUCCCACUGCCGAUCUCUUUGACAAGCAACAACACGAAGUCAACUGCACCCAACCUCCUAGUUCGGCUACACACACUUCCCCUGACCUUAUCAACAAUAACAGCUAUUUCGGGACCGCACCUGGCAGCUCGGCCAGCGCGUCGCAGAAUACUGACAGUGGUCGCGCUCUGACCAAGGAGGAAGCCGAUCGCCUGUACGAGGAGCGGAUGGAGGAGGAAUACGCGAAGAGGGAUGGCGGGGCCUGA
Molecule: messenger RNA, 252 nt
Organism: Penicillium digitatum Pd1
Lineage: Eukaryota; Fungi; Ascomycota; Eurotiomycetes; Eurotiales; Aspergillaceae
Source: RefSeq, a predicted model, not a curated record